Messenger RNA from Pungitius pungitius (ninespine stickleback), 2470 nucleotides. It is a transcript of the gene mapk12a, whose product is annotated as mitogen-activated protein kinase 12a. The record is from RefSeq and is a predicted model, not a curated record. Bases 330 to 1415 code for a protein of 361 amino acids. The transcript has 12 exons. Gene Ontology annotation, molecular function: MAP kinase activity; ATP binding. Gene Ontology annotation, cellular component: nucleus; cytoplasm. Gene Ontology annotation, biological process: protein phosphorylation; intracellular signal transduction. NCBI's taxonomy places the organism in Eukaryota, Metazoa, Chordata, Actinopteri, Perciformes, Gasterosteidae.
GCAGGGACACGUUGCCGUUUAAAGGCCGGCGCUUUUACUGACGACGCGUCUCCAGCUAAUGGUGCCUCUCGCAGUUCCCUGUUCCGGCUCCGUCUUUCACCUUUUAAUUACAGGCCUCCCGCGGGACUCGGGAGUGGCUUUCUGUGACCUCAGGGUGCGCCCCGAGCGGCUGACAACGCAGAGAGCUGCGCAAUGAGCGAGCGUGUGCGCAUAGGUGGGAUCAGGAACAAUGGGUGUGUAGCGACGGAAGAGACAUAAAAAAAAACCAAAAACAACAACCCACGGAACAACCUCUCCCUGACGUUUGAUCGGAUCGUUUAAUCGGUAGGAUGUCCAAGCGGAUCAGACCCGGUUAUUACCGCCAAGACGUCAACAAAACUUCAUGGGAAGUACCGGAGCGGUACCGGGACCUGAAGCAGGUGGGGACCGGGGCGUACGGGACGGUAUGCUCGGCAGUGGACUCCAGAACCGGAACCAAAGUAGCGAUCAAGAAGCUGUACAGACCUUUCCAGUCGGAGCUGUUCGCCAAGCGGGCCUACAGAGAGCUGAGGCUCCUCAAACAUAUGAAACAUGAAAAUGUGAUUGGCCUAUUAGAUGUCUUCACCGCUGACCUCUCUCUGGACAGAUUCCAUGAUUUUUACCUGGUGAUGCCGUUCAUGGGGACGGAUCUGGGGAGGCUGAUGAAGCUGCAGAGGCUGACCGAGGAUAAAAUUCAGUAUCUGGUUUACCAGAUGCUGAAAGGGCUGAAGUACAUUCAUUCUUCUGGCAUCAUUCACAGAGACCUCAAACCAGGAAAUCUCGCCAUCAACCAAGACUGUGAGCUCAAGAUCUUGGACUUUGGUUUGGCGCGGCAGGCGGACAGCGAGAUGACGGGGUAUGUGGUGACGCGCUGGUACAGAGCCCCAGAGGUCAUCCUGAGCUGGAUGCACUACACGCAGACUGUGGACAUUUGGUCCGUGGGCUGCAUCAUGGCGGAGAUGCUGCAAGGAAAACCCCUUUUUAAAGGCAGCGACCACUUAAAUCAGCUGACUGAGAUCAUGAAGGUCACAGGAACCCCGACUCAGGAGUUUGCAUCAAAACUAGUAUCUGACGACGCCAGAGGCUAUGUCAAAAGCCUUCCGAAAGUGGAGAAGAAAGACCUUCAGAGUGUGUUUUCCACAACUAAUCCACAAGCCGUAGCCGUGCUGGAGCGCAUGUUAUUGCUGGAUCCGGAGAGCAGGGUGACCGCCGAGGAGGCUCUCAUGCUGCCCUACUUCACCGAGUUCAGAGAACCGGAGGAGGAGACGGUGCCGCAGCAGUAUGACCACUCGUUAGACAACACGGACCAGUCCUUGGCCCAGUGGAAACGUCACACCUUCACAGAGAUCUUGACCUUCAAACCGGUGGUGCCAGAUUCCAAGGAAACUGCGCUGUAAGACACACUGUGUCCGUGGUGCAGAGUGGGGACCAGAACAAACUAUCAUGGCUUCUUCUGAACCUUGAUCUCAACUGGGAGAACCCUUUGAUCACAAGGGUCUAUGAACUCUCAAUUAUCUUCUGCAAUUCAGUUAGUUUUAUUUUAUUUAGUAUGGUCUCAAAUCAGAUAUUACAAAGGGAGAGCGACAGAGGAAGGAUCCCUCUGCCGGGAUUGAUGGACUACAAUGGAUGUCACAUGUACAGGAGGAACAACAUAAAAGAUGCACGGUACGUUCAUUUCGUACGACAGGAAUGAUUCACAUAUUGAGAUUAGUAAGGACCACUGCAAGGACAUCCACCAUCAGAUACACCCACCAUCCACAGAGACCUCUUAUAAGCGCAAGCUGCUCUGUCACGUCUUGCGUUUGACCUUCAAAAUCUCAUUGGUCCUGUAGCUUCCUGACUCUAGCACCAGACCUUCCCACCAUGUCCUACAGUUUACCGAGGGCAAGAGUUCAGUUGCUGUAAGUCAAGUAUUCAUAUUAUUCAAUAAGCAAAUAUUGCACAUAAACAAGGAAUUAUUGGGUACUUGGGUUAUUCGGUUCAAUUCCCCUUCAGUGGUACAUGUACUGUAUGUUGCAUGAGUUUUUAAGGCUAUUUCUUUCUGGUAGUAUGUUUUGUGAAGUAGCUUUCCCUUAUCUAAGUACGGGUCCUUAAAAAGGACAUUUGAUUUACAUUAAUGAGACCUCCUCUUGUGUGUGUGUGUGUGUGUGUGUGUGUGUGUGUGUGUGUGUGCGUAUGUGCGUGUGGCAGGGGGCCGUCUACAUGCCUGCUCUGACCUCUUUAUUCAUCCUAGUUGCCUUAAGAUAACAACAAACAAAAAAACACUGCCCAGCUGCUGAUUGUGCAAAUUCCAUCCCAGCAUUCACAUUAUAGUCACCCAGUAAAACCAGACGUACAACCGAUUAUAUUGUUUUUAGAAACAAAGACACUGGCAGACAACACAUUGUCUAUGUUGAUUGUUGACUUGAUGUAAACACCACUCGUUUUUAUCAUUAAAGAUUCUCCAAUUAUG